Messenger RNA from Habropoda laboriosa, 7084 nucleotides. It is a transcript of the gene kto, whose product is annotated as mediator of RNA polymerase II transcription subunit 12. Lineage: Eukaryota; Metazoa; Arthropoda; Insecta; Hymenoptera; Apidae. Gene Ontology annotation, molecular function: transcription coactivator activity. Gene Ontology annotation, cellular component: mediator complex. The record is from RefSeq and is a predicted model, not a curated record. Gene Ontology annotation, biological process: regulation of transcription by RNA polymerase II. Bases 133 to 6882 code for a protein of 2249 amino acids. The transcript is spliced from 12 exons.
UAUGUCAUUAGCGCAGGUUAUAUGUCGUACGCAGCCUCUGAAAUGAGCUUGUAACUUUUAAAUCGUUUCAUUCUGUUGUAUAUGUAAAUAAUGUCGAUAGUCGGCUGCCGAAUUUGAUAAUUUCCUCGUACCAUGAUGGGAAUAUUGUAUGAGAAAAGGCCACUAAAACGGCCUAGAUUAGGGCCGCCUGACGUCUAUCCUCAAGAACCUAAACAGAAAGAAGACGAACUCACCUCAACAAAUGUUAAACUCGGUUUUGCAACGAUGCCUCAAAUGUCGGAGGAAUUUGGGACAGCAAGACACUGUAAUGUCACUGCUGCUAAAGUGGGAGCAUAUUUCAAUGCGAUCCUCGCGAAAAAGGAAGAGCUCUCUACAAUGCCGGAUACAGCAAGAAAACGGCAACAGAUCAAUCCUAAAGAUAAUUUCUGGCCAGUAACUGCAAGAACAAAAAAUGGCAUUGAGGCAUGGUUCAAAGAUUUAUCUGGAUGUAAGCCGUUGAUAGCUCUUGCAAAGAAGGCUCCCAACUUCAAUAAGAAAGAGGAGAUAUUUAUGAUGUUAUGCGAGUAUCAAGUACCAAUGUUAAGAGCAGCUUGGUUUAUUAAACUUAGUUCUGCUUAUACAGUAGCAGUUUCUGAAGCCAAAAUAAAAAAGAGACAAUUGCCUGACCCAACUACAGAAUGGACAGGAACACUUAUCAAGUUUUUAAAAGAUCAACUCUCAAAACUGCAGGAAUAUUAUCAUAUAAAUAAUCAUACAUCAAACAGCAGUACUACUAAUGGUAUUACAAAUAAUUCUUGCAAUGGCAAUGGUACUGGAAGUAGCAACAGUAAUAAUAACAGUAACAAUAAUGUUAAUAAUAAUUCUAAUAGUAGCAAUGGAGUUGCUAAUACUCAACCAACUACACCAAAUUCAAAUAAUCAAGUGACAUCUGGAAGUACUAUGAAUGAAGAACAUAAAUUAGCAUUGAAGCAGUGGCAUUAUUGUGUACAAUUGGCGAAAUAUAUGUUUGAAGAAGGAUUAUUAGAUAGGCAAGAAUUACUCCAAUGGAUUUUAGAAUUACUAGACAAAAUUAAAUCUUCCCCUUCUGAGGAUGGUAUUUUGAAACUUUUGUUACCAUUGGCAUUACAAUAUUUAGAAGAAUUUGUGCAGUCUGAAUUAUUAGCUAGACGUUUGGCAUACUUGUGUUGUCGUAAAUUGGCACAUAUGUGUAGUAAUGUGGAAACCAAUGGUAAUCCACAAAGUCCGUCCAUAAACAAAAGUGAUGUUAAUGGUGGAAAAGACACUGCCACUGCUAGUCAAAUGCAAAAUCCAUUAACUGCUGCUUUUAACGACUAUUUGUCCUGUCCACAUCACAGGGAUGUGAUUUAUAGUUUGUCAACAAUAAUACAGGUUAUUACAUUAGAGUGUCCAACAGCAUUAGUAUGGAAUAGUGUUGGAGAAGGAAAAGCUCCAUCUGUGUUAAAUGGUUCUCCUUUAGACUAUUUACCAUGUCCUCCUACAGCUUUACCAUGUCCACCCACUAGUGCAACUAAUCCGAUGCUUAAGCAGUUGAAAAUUGCCCAAGAGAACAUACGAGCAAGAUCUCAAGCUGCAGAAGGGAAAUGGUCAUGUGAUAAGUGGCAACAAAGCAGUGCUGGAAUAACAACUACUAAAGUACUGGCUGCUUUGGAUGCUUUGGAUCGACAUAGUUUCGACAGAAUGGAUUCUACCAAUUCAUUGGACACUUUAUAUGCUAAAAUAUUUACAUCACCUCCAAAAGAUAAUACCAAUGAACGGGAUACGAAAACAGAAUACAAUCCUCAACAAGAUUCUGCUGUGGUUGAAAUUUUGUGCGAGUGGGCAGUAAGUGCAGAAAGGUGGGGAGAACAUAGAGCAAUGGCAGUCGCGAAACUACUCGAAAAACGGCAGAGCGAAGUUACUGGAGAAACGAAUGAUAACGAUGAUAAAGAUAGCAUCUGUAGCAAUGGAAAUCCACCCGUGCUUCCGAUUUUUCAACCAUUACUUAUGAAGUUUUUGGAUAUGGACGCCCCGGUACUAGAUAAUACAACAGCUCAAUCAAAAAUUCAGUUUACGAAUUUGGUUCACUUAUUUUCAGAAUUAAUUAGACACGAUGUAUUUUCACACGACGCAUACAUGUGUACGCUUAUUUCCAGAGGAGACCUCAUACAAGGUCCUGUGGCCAGCAAACCAGGAACUCCAAGUAAUCGAGAACCAAUCGAUGAAGACAGCUUAUUUACAGGAAUAGAUUUAAAGCCAGCAAAAUUAGAAGUAAAUGAUCAUGGACGAACAAUGGACUAUGACGAUAGUAAAAUUGAUGAUGACUUAGACAAGUUGUUGCAACAUAUUAAAGAAGAUCAGCAGAAUAGUAUGGAUGCUCCUGAUAGUCCCAAAGAAGAUGCAUUAGCUGGGCAUGGUACUCAAGAAGGAUUAGAUUCCAAAAUACCAUCGAGUCAUAGUAGACAUUUGUUGUAUACGACGCAUUUUCCAUUACCACAGGAUGAAACAUGCAGUCAACACGACUGUAAUCAACGACACGUGCUACUCUAUGGAGUAGGCCGCGUUAGAGACGAUGCUAGGCAUAUUGUUAAAAAGAUGACAAAGGAAGUGUGUAAAUUGUUUGGGAAAAAAUUUAGUAUUGACGUUGCAGAAGGUGGAAAAGUAAAAAAACAUUCCCGCAGUGAAUUCAACUUUGAGGCAAUUACCUUAAAGUUUCAGAAUCUAAGUUAUUUCGAUCAACACGUGGUGACGUGGCAAUGUGCUACCCAAGUUAUAGAAAUGUUAAAUACAUUUGCAUUGGCGGGUUCAUCGUACUUACCAGUGCAAGAACACGUAGCAUUUCUAUUCGAUUUAAUGGAACUAGCGUUAAAUAUAUAUGGUCUAAUAGAUGUUUGUAUUCAAAUACUAAAGGAGUUACCAGAAGUUGAAACUCAGUUGACUGUUAGAAAGAGUCAGCUCGUUACAAGUUAUACUACAAGUUUAAGUUUAUAUGUUGUAGGAGUAUUAAGAAGAUAUCAUUGUUGUUUGUUGUUAUCUCCGGAACAAACAACAGCAGUAUUUGAUUUACUCUGUAAAGUUGUGAAACAUGUGUCCAAUCCAAGCGAUUGUAGUUCUGCCGAACGUUGCGUAUUGGCGCAUCUUUACGAUCUAUAUUCGUCUUGUUCUCUGUUGAAAACAAAACCACAUGGAGUGGAAGCAUUUAGCAAUGCUUAUCCUAAAAUCCGUACCGCUCUUUAUAGCACGUUACAGCCGACAACAUCGAGUCACGUAUAUAAUACGCAGUUUAUGGUAGAUAUUUUUACUAGUCCAAGACGGGGAGGAAAAAUCGAGCCACAGUGGGCUAGACAAUUGAACGAGACACCGGCGAAUCGUUACAGUUUCGUUUGCAACGCGAUUGUUGCAGUUUGCAGUGAAACUGAUAACGAUAAACUAAACGACAUUGCGAUAACGUGUGCAGAAUUAACAGCUUGUUGCAAUGCUCUAAACGCUGAAUGGCUUGGAAUCCUUAUGGCACUUUGUUGUUCCUCGAAUAAUUCUGCGUUUUACAUUGAUGUUUUAAAUCAAGUUGAUGUGCAAGACUUGAGUUUGCAUAAUUCUCUAGCUGUAUUUACGUCGAUUUUAAUUGCAAGACAUUGCUUCUCCUUGGAAGAUUUUGUCGUGCAUAUAGCACUGCCAUCGUUAGUUAAAGCUUGCAAUGAGGGUCGUGGAGAUGCAGACAUGGAAGCUGAAGCUGGAGCACGUUUAACCUGUCACUUACUCCUACGACUUUUCAAAACGGUCGAAUGUCCUCAACCGGCUUUGUAUUCUGUGAGCACAAGUCCUCACCCUCUACCAAAUGGAAACUCCAGGGGUUACAGUAUAAAACUAAGUUGUGAUAGGCAUUUACUAGCAGCUGCCCACAAUAACAUCAGGGUUGGUCCAGUUUUAGCUGUACUUAAGGCCAUACUAGUUGUUGCUGAUGCAACUGCUGGUAAACAACCACCAAAGAAGCCAGAUGUACCAAUGAAUCACUCAAACAAAGCAGGUGGACCAGCUAGUGUUGGUGUUGGUGUUGGUGUAACUGGAGGUGGACCAAGUGAAUUGUCCAUCAGUCAUAUCUUAGGUACCAGUGAUAUUCUAGGAGGUGGUGAUGACUUGGGACUUGACUUAGCAAUGUCUUCAUCCAGCAGUAGUGCUGGAAUGACUACAGAGAACGUGAAAGGACUAUCAGACUUUGCACAGCACGUUUUAAGGCAAAUUUGUAGCCAAGAGUGGGUACUAGAAAGAUGUUUACAAAAUCCAGAAGAACUUUGCCAUCCCGAUAUGUUGCUCGAUAAUAUGUUGACGCCUAGACAAGCUCAACGGUUACUUCACAUGAUCUGCUAUCCCGAGACUUCUACGGAUGCAUUUAUCGACCAGAAAACUCAUAUAACCAACAUCUUAGAGAAUUUGGAGCAAUGGAGUUUAAGAAUGUCAUGGCUCGAUCUGCAACUCAUGUACAAACAAUUUCCUUCAGGAUCAAAUGAUCUCUCUCAGUGGUUAGAUACUGUUGCUAAAGCUGCAAUUGAUGUAUUUCAGCUGAAUACUAUGUCAAGUAAGCCAGAUAAACGAUCUGGUUCCAUAUGGUUAGUUGCGCCGCUCGUUUCGAAAUUACCAAGUGCAGUGCAAGGUCGAGUUUUGAAAGUAGCUGGCCAAGUACUAGAAUCUGGUAAUUGGUCAAAAACAGCAGCAGGUCGUGAGAGAAGUAGAUCGAAGUCACCGUCUCUAUUUAAUCAUCAACCGUUCCUCUCGCUAGUACUCACUUGUCUGAAAGGCCAAGAUGACCAAAGAGAAGGUCUAUUGAUGUCGUUGCAUUCGCAGCUGUCACAGUUCUUGAAUAUCAGUAAAGAGGAAAAAAAUUUUGCCGCCGAAGAUCCGAAAACGAGAGAAGUGUUGCAAGAUGCGUUGCAAUUGAGAUUCAGCCUCGUUGGUGGAGUUUUCGAUACUAUACAAAGAAAUACAACUGCUACCACAGACUGGGCUAUUUUAUUGGUUCAGUUGGUUAGCUACGGUGUUAUAGAUUUAAAUAAUAAUUCCGAAUUAUUUACCACUAUCAUAGAUAUGUUAGCAACCCUAAUACAUUCUACUCUAGUUUCCGACUCGCAAUCUGAGAAAGAUGAGAAUAAAAAACAUUAUCAGAAUUUAAUGAAAAAAUUGAAAAAGGAGCUUGGUGAUAGAAAUUCUCCUAGUAUUCGAUAUGUCAGGCAAUUAUUACCACUACCAAAAUUAACAAUGGAGGUUAUUACAUGUGAACCAGUUGGAUGUUUAACAGAUACAAAAGGCAACAAGAUAGCUGGAUUUGAUAGUAUUGAUAAGAAACAAGGUUUACAAGUGUGUGAUUCUCAAAGGGUAUCUACAUGGGAAGUAUUAGAAGGUCAUAAAAACCCAGCGCCAAUUUCCUGGGCUUGGUUCAGAGCAGUUAGAUUAGAACGUAAACCCCUUACAUACCAAAAUGCUCACAAACUCUUAAGAUAUCACACACAUAGUCAAAUUAGACCUCCCAGCCACUAUUUGGAUCCACCGCCAUUACCUCCAGAAGAUUUAGAACCAGACAAAAAGGAAUCAGAACCUGGCAAGGCUGAUACACCAAUGAGUAUUGAUUCUCCUGGAAGAGUAACAAGUACUGUAGGUAGCAGUGGAAUUGGUAGUGCAGUUACUAAUGGCAAAGGAAAAGCAAUGAAGACUCGAAGGCAUAGAAGAAAUAAAGGAGCUGCAACACCUACAACACCUGUUUCACAACAAAUUCAGCAACCACCAAACCAGUUACAACAAAUGGCAUUUGGAAAUCAGCAAGUACCUGUCAGUCAACAACCGGGAAUAUUUACUGGUCAACCACCGCAACAUCAACAACCAUGGUAUACCAAUCAACAAACUCACACACCGGCUCAACAAUAUGGAUAUGGUCAACAAUUACCCCCAACUCCCGUUGGGCCAAGAUACGACAGGCCAGGCAUGAAUAAUCAAUCAAAACAGGCGCUUUCUCAUAUGUUGCGUUUACGACUACCGUCCAAUCAACUAAUUAGUUCUCAGCAACAACCGAAUGCUACACCUGUUGGUGCACCAGGAGCAUUCCAAGGAAUGCAGAGACAGCAGUUCAUUAGGCAACAAUUGAGAGCUCAACAUGGUGCUCCAAAUAUCAACCCACAACAAGGAAUGUUCGCUUCUCAGCAACAGCAGCAACAGCCACAGCAACAGGGAAUUUAUACUGGAAUGCAACAGGGAAUGAAUCAAAAUUAUGCAGGAUAUGGAGGUCAACAAAUGAUACCACAACAGCAGCAGCAGCAACAACAACAACAGGCACCUCAACAGGCACAGCAGCAACAACUGUUACAGCAGCAGCAGCAGCAGCAACAACAAGGUUUAAUAAAUCAACAACAGAAUAUGAUGUUUUCGAAUCAACAACAGAUUAUGGGACCUCAAAGGGGUCAAGAGUACAUACCACAGCAACGUAUGCAACCUGGAGCUACAAGACCACCAUAUCUUCAGGCUCCAAAUGUUACAAUGAAUACAAUGGGUCCAAUGGGAGGUGGAGUUCAAAAUCAACCAGCACCACCUUAUAGGCAAGCUAGUGGUAAACCUGGUACAGUGGGAGUAACAGGUGUAGGUACUACAAGUGUUGGCUUACAACAAAAUCAACAAUUCCAACAGCAACAGGCAAUAAAUCAACAACGUAUGAGACAACAAAUGCUUGCAAUGCAACAACAACAGCAACAAGCGCAGCAGCAACAACAAGCGCAGCAGCAGCAACAGCAGCAGCAGCAAGGUAAUGCUGGUGGACAACAACCAACUCCACAAUUGGUGACGCAUUUGCAACGACACUUAAGUCAACCACCGCAGCAUUAUCAACAUCAACCGCCGCCUUAUUAGUAGUUUAAAAUGUAUAUAACUAAUAUCUUGUAUAAGUACAAUUUACAUAAAAUGUGUAAAUCUGGGUUGCAAGAGUCACGUAACUUAAUUUACAGUAUGAAUGUGUAAAGUGUGCCAUGGCAGAGGCAAUAAAAAAGAAAAAAUUAAAAAAUGGCAUUGGAAACUAUUUUUUGUUUGUUUUUUUGUUACAGUAACACUGUGU